Molecule: messenger RNA, 1563 nt
Organism: Oncorhynchus masou masou (cherry salmon)
Lineage: Eukaryota; Metazoa; Chordata; Actinopteri; Salmoniformes; Salmonidae
Product: unconventional myosin-Vc-like
Exons: 10
Molecular function (GO): GTPase binding
Source: RefSeq, a predicted model, not a curated record
AUGGAGGAGGUGCUCAGGAAGCAGAAGUACACAGAGAACGAGGCCAAGGCCAGAUUCAGUCUGGAGGCAUCACGACUCACUGCACAGAACAUGGACUUUGAGGAGCAGCUCGACAUGAAGGACAGGUUGAUAAGGAAGCUACGAAACCAAAUCAAGAGCCUUCAAACAUCCGAGGAAGGGGUUAACAUGAUCCCCAACAUGGCUGCCCAGUUUCUCUUCAUAUGUGUCCAUUAAACUGCCUCAUGUUUGUAACUGACCUCUACUCUCCUGUCAGACCUGAAGCCCAGAGGGGUUAACAUGAUCCCCGGCAUGGCUGCUCAGCUUCUCUUCAUGUGUGUCCGUCACGCUGACUACCUUAACGAUGGAGCCAAGCUCAAGUCUCUCAUGAACGCCAUCAUCAGUGGGGUUAAAAAGGUCAUCACGGAUCACCAAGAAGACUUUGAGUUGCUAUCGUUCUGGCUGUCCAACACGUAUCACAUUCUCAGCUGCCUGAAGCAGUACAGUGGAGAAGAGGAGUUUAUGAAACAGAACUCUCCGCGUCAGAAGAAGAACUGCUUACAGAACUUUGACUUGUCUGAACACAGACAGAUCUUCAGUGAUCUGGCCAUCCGUAUCUACCACCAAUUUAUAUCUGUUAUGGAGAAGACUCUUAUGCCCAUGAUCGUUCCCUGUAUGCUGGAGCACGAGAGUCUCCAGGACAUUUCUAGUAUGAAGCCUACAGGUUUCCGUAAGCGUUCCAGCAGCAUCUAUGAGGACCAGGAGGUCUGCACCAUCUACUCUCUCCUCCAGCAACCCAGUCUAUACCACAGCACUAUGAGUCAGCACGGCAUGGAUAUCUGUGUUGUCCAACAGGCUGUGAAACAGACCUUCUUCCUGGUGGGUGCGGACACACUCAACAACAUCCUGCUACGCAAAGACAUGUGCUCCUGUAGGAAGGGCAUGCAGAUCAGGUGUAACAUAAGUCACCUGGAGGCGUGGCUAAAGGAGAAGGACCUAGUGCAGGGUACCAUGGCUACUCUGAAGCCUCUGUCUCAGGCUGCCUGGCUGCUGCAGGUCAACAAGACCACUGAUGACGACAUCAAAGACAUCACAGAGCAAUGCUCAGAACUCAGCCCUGUACAGAUUGUCAAGAUUUUGAACUCUUACACGCCCACUGAUGAUUUUGAGAAAAGGGUGGCACCGUCAUUCGUCCGCAAAAUUCAGGAAAAUCUCGAUCCUAUGACAAGGAUCAGGAGCACCUGCCUUUUACACAACCGUGAGGGGGGAUCCUCCCAGCUGAUGCUGGAUACCCAGUAUCGUUUCCAAGUCACCUUCCCCUUCACCCCGUCCUCUCAGGCCCUGGAGCUACUGGAGAUACCAUCCAGCCUCAGACUGGGCUUCCUCACCAGGAUCUAACCCCUGACCUCUGACCCCUUCACCCUGUCCUCUCAGGCCCUGGAGCUACUGCAGAUACCAUCCAGCCUCAGACUGGGUUUCCUCACCAGGAUCGAACCUCUAACCCCUGACCUCUGACCCAUUCACCCUGUGAAUCUCAGGCCCUGAAGCUACUGCAGAUACCAUCCA